Oncorhynchus keta (chum salmon) is the source of this 1345-nucleotide messenger RNA. RefSeq lists its product as uncharacterized. The transcript has 3 exons. NCBI's taxonomy places the organism in Eukaryota, Metazoa, Chordata, Actinopteri, Salmoniformes, Salmonidae. The record is from RefSeq and is a predicted model, not a curated record. Bases 54 to 770 code for a protein of 238 amino acids.
UUGAUGCGUCAGGAGACUUUUUCAAACUCCGAGAGGAGCUGGCUACCUUAUCGAUGACAAGGACAAAGGACAUGGUGGAUCCUCAUCGGAGCGACAAAGGCAACAAGGAAGGAAGAGAUCUGGUUUCCAAGGAGAACAGAGAGAGGGAUACAGACUCGUCUACAGAGACAAACCAGAAGACCGAAAAGGGAAAAGGAUCCGUGGUGGAGGCGUAUAGAAGUGUCAUCAUCCAAGAGGUGGAGGAGAAAAUGGAGGAUGGCUAUUUGGAGAUGGAGAUCUCCAGCGAGGAGUUGGAUGUGGUUGAUGAGGUCCAGCAGACGUUGGGCUACGCCGGGGCUGAGGAAGUGAGUGGGGAAGAGGAGGAGAUAGAUGUAGAGGAGAUGGGUCCAACGAUGUAUCCUGAUGCAGCUUGGCAAGAGGGUCCCGGUGCCAGAGAAGGGGACCAAGUGAGUUCCACCAUGGCCAGCUUCAGAGGCAUCACCCACAUCCACCUCCCUCAGAAAAUCAAAAUGGAGACCGCUGCCCCCGAGAUGGCCGACGUGAGUAUUCCGACCCCUCUGGAGGCAGAGCCUUUCACGCUGACAUCACGAAGGGUCACCACGGGGUCAACAGGAAGCUGGGAGCCAGAGGAGGAAGAGGACGUGGAGGUGGACGUUCUUGAGUGGUCGCCGGAUGUGCGACCAAGAGUGUGGGGAGCGGGACUUGAGCAAGGCGUCACAGAACUGACCGAGGAAGACGAGAUAGACGUGAUGGGAGUGGAAACGGACUGAAUUCUAAACAGUGUGUUCUUGAGAAGAAAGGCUACCGUUCCUAAGCAACCUCCCCGCUCCUCCUCUCCACACUGUUAACUAUCGGAGCAGCCCCAACCUUCCACACUGACUUGAUGAGACUAACUCACUAAAUGAGGGUCUCGCUAUAUAAAAGAAACAACCUUUGUUGAUUGUGAUGUUGUUUUUGUUGUACUGUUCUUCAGCAGAAUGCCUUAUGAGCCCUAGACUAGAGACUCGGCAAACGCAGAUACUCUUCUGUUACAUUUCAGGGCCUGUAUUGACAGCUUCUCAGAGUACGAGUGCAGAUCUAGGAUCAGUUUUUCCUUUCAAGUCAUAAUGAGUAACAGGGCCUACUCUGAGACGCCGGUGAAUACUGGACCCUGGUGUUCAUGCUGGUUAUUUUGAUACCUUCAGAAUCAGUCAGUGUCCAAUCAGAAGCACUUAAAUAUGUUUACAUCUGCCACUUUUGACAAGUUCUUUAUUUGUAGCUUCAUUGUUUGUAUAACUUUGUACAUUAGAAAGAAGGCCUGUCAUUUAAAUAUAAUAAUUUUGUUGUAUUAAAAUGGCUUUCUUGA